This is a messenger RNA of Poeciliopsis prolifica (blackstripe livebearer), 4765 nucleotides long. RefSeq names its product caspase-7-like. Gene Ontology annotation, cellular component: cytoplasm. NCBI's taxonomy places the organism in Eukaryota, Metazoa, Chordata, Actinopteri, Cyprinodontiformes, Poeciliidae. Gene Ontology annotation, biological process: proteolysis; apoptotic process. The record is from RefSeq and is a predicted model, not a curated record.
UAUAAGUUUAUUCUUGAUAUUGAUGUUUCCUCCAUUAUAUCAUUGACUAUAUCUAGCUCAUGAAAUCCAGUCUUAGGUAUAUAGUAGCAUAUUUUUAAAUGUUAAUGAACUAGAAAGUAUAAAAUUAAUACAAUUAGACCAGAAGUGUUGAACUCAUUUUCGUUUUGGCCAAAUAUAAAUUAUGAAUGCUCUUAAAGGGCCAGAAUGUAUUGAUAAAUCCCGAUCACAAACUGUUAAAAUAUUAAUGAAUAUUUAAAAUGUAAUAAUAUUAUUGAACAUCUUUUCAGUUCCUCCAAGAUUUUGCGAUAUUUCUUGAUUUUUAUCUAAUAAACAUCAAAGUGUUUGUGGUACUAAGUUGUAAAUAUUUGCACUUCAAUAUGACAGAAAAUGUGACUUUUUAUUAUUUGCUGUAUAGAUGAUAGACUAUAAUCUGAUAUCAAUUAAAGUUUGAGAAAAAUCUGCAAUACACUCCCAAAUAUUAGCACAAAAUUGAGGGGAUUUGUUGAUUUUGCCUGAAUUUUUACGAGAAUUCUCAAGAAACUGGAGGCAUUGGUUGAUAUAAUUUGGCAGUAAACGAAUAAAAACUGCAUUGAUUUAAUUGAAAACAUGAUAUUUAAACAGACUUAGUGUUUAGUCUAGAAUCUAGAGGGCCUCAUUAAAAGCUAUGGUGGGCCGGAUUUGGCCCAUGGACCACAAGUUUGACACAUGUGAUUUAGGGUGUCUUAUGCUGCGUAAAUGACUCUUUAUGAGCGAUAUUGUUAUGACAGGUUUAAUCCUUUUGUUGAUAUUUUCUCUCAACUGUGUAAUCUUCAGUUUUCUCAUGGCUACUCCUCUUAGAUUUAUUGAAAGUCAAACUGUACACCAGGUACUGUAUGGGAGGACCUUUUGUCUGUCUGCAGCUGAGGACAUUGAUGACCUGUCUGACCUCAGUAGGGAGUGAGGCUCAGGGCCAGAGCAUGAAUAGGCCUUUAGAAAGCGCUGGUGCGAUGGGGAGGCUGCUGACUCAGGGGGCUCACAGCGCGCUGCCCCAGUCCUCAGCCGCCCGUGGACCCAGUCUGGACUCCAAACUCUACAGAGAGCAUGUUAGCUUCCUAGCACACACCAAGAAAAAAAAAAACCUUGAGCUUCCGGGUGUGGAGAAACGAAACAGAAUCAAGGCGUUUCAGAUGCAGAGCGGAGUGGCGCUUAAUGACGAACCCAGCAAAAAAAAUAAGGAUGGCCAGACGAGGGAGCAGGACCACUCUUCUGAAAGCCAUUCCAGAAUUGUUUUUCCAACAUUCCAGUAUAAGAUGAGCUACAGGCGAGUGGGGAAGUGUAUCAUCAUCAAUAACAAAAACUUUGAUGAAAACACAGGGAUGAAUGUUCGCAAUGGGACGGACCGGGACGCAGGUGAGCUGUUUAAGUGCUUCAGGAGCCUGGGCUUUGAAGUCGCUGUUCAUAACGACCAGACAUGUGAGAAGAUGGAGCAACUUCUCACACAAGCCUCAGAGGAAGACCACAGCGACAGCUCGUGUUUCGCUUGUAUUUUGCUGAGUCAUGGUGAAGAAGGCAUGAUCUACGGCACAGAUGCAGCCAUGCCCAUCAAGACCAUCACCUCGCUGUUCAGGGGGGACAGGUGCAAAAGCUUAGUCGGGAAGCCAAAACUCUUCUUCAUCCAGGCUUGUCGAGGUUCUGAAUUUGAUGAAGGUAUCCAGACAGAUUCAGGUCCACCAAACGACACCAUGGAGACCGAUGCUAAUCCAAGACAUAAAAUCCCUGUUGAGGCAGAUUUUCUGUUUGCAUACUCCACUGUGCCAGGAUAUUACUCCUGGAGGAACCCGGGGCGCGGAUCCUGGUUCGUCCAGGCACUCUGUAACGUCCUCAGCGAGUUCGGCAAGCAGCUGGAGAUAAUGCAGAUCCUAACACGGGUCAACUACAUGGUGGCCACCAGUUUCGAGUCCUGGUCGGAGGACCCGCGUUUCAGUGAGAAGAAACAGAUUCCCUGUGUGGUCUCCAUGCUGACCAAAGAACUUUACUUCAACUGAUAUCCUGCCUGUACUGUAAGACAGAGACUCACAGACUGACCAGACCGACUCGACCGGCUGUUUCAGGCGAUGAGCAAGCAGUCGAAGCAUUCAGGGAUGAUUCAGGCCCGACAGGAACCAGCGCUUUUAGAGCAUGCCACUUUGUCUACGUGUCAAGUUGGGCCUGACGACAAGCACUGUGAAAUCAAAAAUAACACACUGAGUUCAUGUGUUUACAGUAAAACCUCCUCUUCAGGCUCCCCCUUGAAUUACUAGUCACAUUUAAGCCGAUUGUUGUCAACAGACAUUGUAAAUUAUAUAUGUAUUAUCUACCGACCCAUAAAAUUAGCUGCCAGUUUUUAUGGGACGGUGGAAUCAUAUCUGAAUAUGUUUGUCCAUUUUACAGAACGUAUUUGUACAGACAAAUAAAUUUUUUAGCUAAUUAGCCCACCUAAAGAAUUACAAAAACAACUACUCUUGUGGAUCUGUUUGUAGCUAACAUUAGCAUUAGCAUGCAGUCACAAAAAGACAUUUAAAUACGCUUCACUAAAACAUGCAAAGCAUUAGUGUUUCACACAUAUAGUUUAAGGCUUUUAUGACUAGUUAAAGCAUUAAUUACUCAAUUAACGGUGUACAUUAAGAUGGAUACAUUCAGAACGUCGUAUAAGUUAAUGUUGAAUGUUUCAGCUGCUCUCUAAUGAGCUCUUAUAUACAGCAGUAUUUUUCAACAGGUCAUGUUUUACAGCAUCAUUACAAUGUGUGAAAAACACUUUGACUCUUAAAAAGCUGCAGUAUGUAACUUUUAUUAAAAAAUAUAUAGUUUUUACAUAUUUUGUGAAAUUAUAAUUAUGUUGUCACUGUAAAAUUUGAGACAAUCUAGUUCCUCUACUUUCUUCCAGUGCUUCCAGUACCAGCUGCAGAAAUAUACCACUCAGUCAGAAACAACCAAUCAGAGCCAGAAGGAGGGUUUUAGCGCUGUCAAUCAUUCAUGUCCCUUUCUCUCCCAGCUAUGGCUGGUUCACCACAACACAGCUUGCCAGGAAUGCUAACGCUAGUGCUCAUAGCCACCAAUGAUGGUGGACAAGCAUUUUUUUUCUGUGACUAAAUUGUUUCUCUGCCAUUAGUCCAUUUAGCAGCAAGUAUAUGAGAUUGAUUGACAGCGUUAAGACUUUUCUUCUGGGUCUGAUCUGUUGCUUUGACUGCAGUUGUAUGAUUGUUUUUUUAAUAAAUAUGGAAAAAACAUUUUUGCAAGGUACAUACUGCGGCUUUAAGGGAAACACAUACCUGACAAAGUAAUGUUUACAGCCUGAAUAAUUUCUGCACAUAAUUUUAUGUAGGUAAAAAAUUGCAGUUUGUAUUUGCUAAAGCGAAUGUCAAGUUUGAACAGAUCCCAGGAGAUUGUCCAGAAACGCCACCCAGCAAAAAUAAUCCUAAACUAACUUUGACAAAAGUUAGUUUAGGAUUCUAGAUCUGAAAAAUGGAGCAGAUUAUUUUCAGAUGUGAAUGUUUUGAAAGUUUCAGCUGUCAGAUUUAGUAGCAGUCAAUUAAAAAAAAAGCUUAAACUCCUCCGAAGUUGUCACAACGCUCAACAACUACAAGUUGGUAGCAACAUGCUAGCAUCCUCAGGUUCCUCACUGUCCCAUCAGAUGUCAUGUUUAAUCUCUUACCUACAUGUGGUGGAUUAGGAGGUGUGAUAUUUUGCUGUGUAGUGAUUUUGUUCUAACUUUGAAUCAAGCAUGAAGCACAAACAGUUUCAAACCCAAAUAAGUGAGAUUUGUGUAAUUAAUUAUCAUUAACCUGAUCGUUUAUUUAUUCAAAAGGGUCCAAAAAAUCAGUUUGGGGAUUUUCUAUUCUUUUUUAUCAUUAUUUUUAUGGAAUUACAUCUAAUUCUAUUAAAUUAAAUAUCAUUUAUUUUAUUUAUUAUGAAAUAAUAGAAUAAUUUUGUUUUGGCAGUUUUCAGAACGAAAAUGUCAAUUCAGAACGACUAAGCGCUUGAACCGGACUGAGACCUGGAGGACACUUCACAUCAUUUUACUGUAUAUGAGUGUUGUACACCGUCUUCACUUACACUGUUUUGUAGUUUACAGAUAUUUUUAGCAAAAACAAACACUUCAAACAAAAAAUCUUUGAAGCAUUUGUACACUUUGAGUGUUUAAAAUAAGCAUCAAGAAUUGAUUGUUAUUGGUAAAAUAAAUAUUUCGAUACAUAAACAUGACAUUUGUUGGUUGUUAAAGUCACAGACGCAGCUAUUUCUGGCUAAUAACUAACCUAUAUUUACACAAUCCACUAUUCUACAAUAUGUACUCUUAUUUUUUGCUUUAUUAUUACUCUUUGUGGUUGCAUGUAUUGGUAAAAAUGAUGGUGGAAGGAAAUCAUAUGUGCUUUUAUUAUUCUGCUUUUCUCUUUUCCUCUGUAUUUGUAUUUAUUUUGAUAUCAUUAGCAUAAAUGCUACAUGUGUGCAAUCAGUGCAGUUCUUUGACCUCUGAUCAGUCAUUUGGUGUCAGGACUGAGCUGGAGCGAAUGCUUGUUCCCCUUGUUUUGAAAUGAAAACUUAAAAAAAACAACAAAAAAAACAACUUCAAUAAGAUGUUUGUUUAAAUGCUUUCCAGUUUUUAAAUGCUGUGUUCCUCAGGAAUAUAUUUGAAAAGAUUUGAAUUUAAACGCAUGAUUUGGUCAAGUUGUUUUUGGACAAUUCAUUGUUUAAAUAACUUGAAAACGGAGGAAUGCUUCAGUAAUUAAACAUGAAUUUAUUGUGUAAUGAA